Molecule: messenger RNA, 4516 nt
Organism: Dimorphilus gyrociliatus
Lineage: Eukaryota; Metazoa; Annelida; Polychaeta; Dinophilidae
Source: the annotation of a GenBank genome assembly
AAUGGACGGACAAUUAAGAAAGUCAAAAUUUCACCCAAAAACUCCUUUGGACGAAUGGAAUCCAAUGAAUGUUGACUUUAAUGAUGAAACAUUAAAUACUUACAAGUCUGGUAUUGGUCGAGAUAUGAGAAAUGCCGAAACUCAAGGAAAUUAUGCUAGACUUUUUGUAACAAAUUUUCCUCCUGAACUCGAAAAAAUUGGACUUAAAAAUCUCUUUCAAGACGAAUUAAACAUUCACGUAGAUGUUGUAACUACUAAAGAUAAAAAUAUGAAGGAUAUAGCGUUCGUUACCGUCCCCACGAGAAUCGCCUCUAGAGCAUGCCACAUUUUCAACAACAGACAACUUGGCCAACACAUCUUGACUGUACGAGUUGCUCAGAGUAAGAAUAGGGUUAGGGAUAAGGAGGAUAUAGAGGGAGGAGAACUCGAUCCGGUUUAUGAAGAAUUAAAAAAAAAUUACGAAAAUUCUCAAAAAGCAUUGCAGGCUCAAGAAACAAAAGAUUUUAUUAGGGAUAAAGGUACUGCAAGAUUUGACGAUUUUCCACGUACAGCUUUACAUAAAGGUGAACUGAGAAAAGGAGUAGCCGUAAGCUGUUUAUCAUGGUCCAGUUGUCAGGAUGAUAUUUAUGUAUAUUUGGCCGAAACGAGAAGGGACGUUAUUGAGGGAAUCAAAUGCGAUAAACAAGAAUUACCAAGCGCCGAACGUUUUCACGUGGCCUUAACAGAAUACAAAGGAAGAUUGUAUCGUGCCAAAGUACUUGAAGUUCUUGGUGAAGAUACUUGGAUCGUUCAUUUAAUUGACAUAUGUAAGAUUAUUACUACGAAAAACUUAUACGCUUUGAAAGAAAGUAUGCUGGAUUUGGAAAUUCAACCUGUUCAAUGUAAACUAUUCGGCCUAUCUUUAACAAGCGUCCUCUCAAAUUGGGUAUGCAUUUAUGAUAUUAUCUUUGAACAAUUGCUAAGAGACGAAGAAGUCGACAUGAUAGUUAAAGCAGUCUCUCGAGGGGUCAAUUAUGUAGAUUUUAAAUCGGAACUAAUUGGCAAUAGCUUAUGCGAAUGGUUAGUUUCAAAGAAAAUGGCUAACUUUAUACCUUCUUACGGUCUCCAUAAGGGACAUAUAUCUUAUUUUCGAGAUUUUCAACACUUUUACGUUCAAUUUAACCGAGAAAAAGUUGAACAUUUGGAAUAUCUCUUGAAUAAUUUAGAAAAGCAUUAUCUAAAAAAUCAUUUUGUCAGUUUGAAAGUAGCAAAAAGGGCUACAGAUAACAAAUGGUAUAGGGUAAAAAUCUUGGAAGAUAGAUCGGCUUUUUUUGUUGAUUAUGGUUGGAUAGAAAGUGUUGUAGACGUUCGCCACUUACCGGAAGGAAGUGAAUAUCUUUGCCCUCCUCAAGCUCAACUCUUCCAUUUAGAAGAUCAUUUUUUGGCAGAAUCUAUCGAAAUAUUUACCAAGGAAUUCUCAGGAGCCGAAAUCGAAUUGGAGUUGCUAUGUCAGAGUGCAGUGAGAAGAUUUAAGCACGGCUCGAGAAUAUAUCCAAGAGAUGCUAGAAAACUUUACGAUAGAACUCUAUCUGUAUCCGUAAAAGAUACACCUGAAGAAAACUUAACGAUUGCCGAUGAAAAGACUAGAAAGCUUAGCGCUAGAGAUUCCAGAUUAAAUGAUGUUUUGUCUCGUAUUAAGAAAUAUGUGACUGAAAAUUCAACAGCUUGUGACAAUGAAGUUGUCACUGGAAAGAAAUUUUCAAAACUAGAAAAUGAAUAUUUAAGAGAGAAAUCACCGUCAAUUGCUUUAAAGAAAUUUCAAAAUGAACAUUCGAAGCAAGAAUCGUUCGAUGAAGAUACUACCGACAAUCGAAAUGACAGAAUGUUAACAUCCGAUCAAGGUGACAUUUCUGAACUGAAGAAUAAAAUCAGCCCACUUAAAGAUAUACCGUUAAGAAAAUCGAUUCCUAGUGAUAAAGAAAAGUACGAGGAUAUCCGAUUCCUCAGUAAGAACAACGAAGAAGAUAGAGAGAAAGGAAAAACUCUCGAGAAGAAAGACGAUGUAGCAAAGAGUUUAGACAGUUCUAUUGCAUCUGGAAGGAAGAUUACCGUUGAUCAAAAUGAUAAUAAAAUUGUAGAUACUACGUUCGAAGAAACAAUAACCGUAACAAUUGGUGAUAAGAUGAAAAAAGAAGACUUUAGCUUUCUAAAAUCUAUAUACGAUAAGUAUUCAGGAGUUAAAUUUCCCGAACCAAAUAAGGCUGUCUUUGUUAAUGUAAUUGGUAUUUACAAAAAUCGAUCAGUUAAACUUUUGUGCAUAUUGGGAAAUAAUAAAUUAAAUAGGCUAUUCUCAGAGAUGAAUGAUUUCUACAACAAGCUAACGUUAACUACCGACUAUGAACCAGAAUUAAAUGAGAUUGUGGCUAUUUGCUUUAAUGGAGAAUGGAUGAGAGCCGAAAAACAUCAAAAUUAUUACUUUUGUAUAGAUAUUGUAUAUUAUAUAUCUGAAAAUCUCGUUGAAGGAGUACAUGAACUUCAUCCCUCAUUUACGAAAUGUCCAAUUUACGUCGCUUUCGUUGAACUUAUUGGUACAUGUUCUACAGGAAUUAACUGUCCAACUAUACUCUUUGGCUAUAGAACUAAUAAAAGUUCAAUUUGCGCUCAAGAAGUACCUGAUGAAGAUCUCACACCCGACUUAAUCAAACUAAAGCAGUCGUCGGUAUAUUAUAAAAUGAACGCUAUACGAAAUAUACAGAAGAAAGGUGGGCAAAGUGGUUAUUUUGAUACUUUAACAGCUAUGCCAGUUAAUCGAAAAGACAUGAAAAAUCACAAUAUCUAUUCGAGAAAGGACAUCAAAAAGUUUGAAUUUAUGGAUUUGAAGUUGACUGCUGGCUAUUGUCUUAAAGGCUACGAUCAUAAAACUCUAUUAAAACCUGUUAGCGAAGUUUACCAUGAAAGGAAUAUCUCAUUGAACCUUCAGGAUGAUGAUACCUUAAAGGUGUUAAAGCAGAAAGUAACUGGAGCUAUUGGUUGUUCUAAAACUCCAUUAGCUGAAUCGAAAAGAUUAAGUAACAUUGAAGAAAAAUUUGCAAAUGACAACGAAAAAAGAGCAUCUUCAAGUCCGACGAAAAUAAACUCAACUGUUGACUCCGUUGGCGAAGCAAAGGUGAGGUCGAUUAAAAAAGAAGAUAGAGAAGAUAAUUCAGAAGACUUGCUAAGUCAAUCAAUUAAAGCAUUAGAUGUCGAUUAUAUACGUUCAAAGAAAUUAGCUGCAAAACUAUUGGCCAACAGAGCUCCAGAUGAUAGAAGAAGAUAUCGAAAUGGAGAUUAUAAAACGAAUUCAGGCUACAGAGACAAGAUCAUUGCAGUGAAACUGCCUGUAAAUCAACAAGUUCUUGGGCAAAUAAUUGUUGCGGAUGACCCCAAUUCAUUCUAUUUUCAACUCGACGAUAAUAAAGAAAUAAAUCAAAAGCUAGAGGAAAGGUCAAGAGAACUAGCGGAGAAGCUUGGUUCAUUUCCUCAACCAAAGCGUGAUAUGCUUGUUUUAGUCAAGCGCCAUAAUAAAUGGCAAAGGGCUAAAGUAGUUGAAGUAAACGAGUCGAAAGUUACAGUUAGAAAUCUUGAUAUUGGAGGGAAAUGUCAAGUCAAUACUGAAGAUGUUAAAAUGAUGCCGGAAAUAUUAAGAUGUAUACCACCUUUGGCAGUUCAUUGUAGUCUAUACGGAAUUGAAUCGAAAGGAGACAAAUGGUCAGCAGAAGCUUGUAAGACAUUUAAGGGUUUAGUGUCAAGACAAUUAGUUUCCGUUGAAGCCACCGAAAUUAUUGGCGAUUUUGCAUUUGUAGAUGUGUUUAUUGAAGGAAUGAGUCUUCGACAAUCACUAGUCAACUUUAAGUUGGCCUCUUGGGCAAAUGAAGAGGACGCAAAAGAAGCUAUUUCGAAAUCUGCUGCAACAAAUAGUUGUAAAUGUAAAGAUAUAGAAUUGAAGAAAUUAGAACUUUGCGAUGGAACUGUUGUUAGAGUAAUCAUUUACGAAUUCAACGAUCCUUCAAAUUUUACAGCUCAAGUUAUCUGCCCCGAAAUAGCUUCGGCACUAGUAUCGUUACAAAACGAAGCUAAUGAACUAUUCUCAAAAGAUGACGACAAUUAUAAAAUUGAGGGAGAAAUUCAAAUUGGUGAUUUAGUGUUUGCAAUCAACCCUGAUGAUAACUUGUAUUAUAGAGCAGUAGUUACGUCGGUUGAAGAAAAUACACUAUUUCAAGUGAGAUUUCUAGACUUCGGUAACGAAUCCGAUCAAUUGGUCGGCGAAGAAUUGAGAGCCAUUCCAGAGAAGCGUUUCAUUGAAGACCUUCCACCGACUGCUUUGAAGUUUACCCUUAGGAAUUGUGAAAACAUGAACAUGAGUCCAUCGGAAAAGGAAAAGUUUAGAACAAUAGCACAAACGGAGACUAUUAUGGCAGUUGUUUUAGAAUGUAAAGACGAUAAGUAUAUCAUAGACCUAGAAGACGUACAUGGCAAUCCGGUGGGUACAGAUCAAUAG